AUGCCUGCGAAAUCACGAUUCACGCGACUCGACGCCUUUGCGAAGACCGUCGAGGAUGCCCGCGUGCGGACCACCUCCGGGGGCAUUGUUACCCUCGUAUCGCUGCUGGUGAUUCUGUACUUGGUCUGGGGGGAAUGGGUCGACUACAGGCGAGUGGUGGUGGUCCCCGAAUUGAUUGUGGACAAAUCAAGAGGAGAGCGAAUGGAAAUCCACCUGAAUAUAACCUUCCCUCGCCUCCCAUGCGAACUGUUGACCCUGGAUGUGAUGGACGUCUCGGGUGAACAGCAAGUUGGGGUCGUGCAUGGCGUGAACAAAGUGCGAUUGAGCCCUGCUUCGGAAGGUGGCCGUGUCUUGGACGUCCAGGCGCUUGAGCUACACUCAAAGGAGCAGGCCGCUGUGCACCUGGACCCGGACUACUGCGGCGAAUGUGGAGGAGCGCCUCCGCCUUCGACGGCGAAGAAGCCCGGCUGCUGUAAUACCUGCGACGAGGUGCGCGAAGCAUAUGCAGAGCGGCAGUGGUCGUUCGGAGACGGCUCGGGCAUCGAGCAGUGCAGGCGGGAAGGAUACGCGGAGAGGCUCAAUGCCCAACGCAGGGAGGGCUGCCGGAUCGAGGGCGUCAUCCGGGUGAACAAGGUCGUCGGGAACUUCCACAUCGCUCCCGGCCGGAGUUUCACGAGCGGGAAUAUCCACGCCCACGAUCUGGAGAUGUAUUUCGACUCGAAGCUGCCGCCGGAAGAGAGACACACCAUGACGCACGAGAUCCAUCAACUCCGGUUCGGUCCUCAGCUGCCCGACGAGUUCUCCAGUCGGUGGCAGUGGACGGACCACCACCACACCAACCCGCUGGAUGGGGUGACGCAGUCGACCGAAGAGCCAGCCUACAACUACAUGUACUUCAUCAAGGUGGUGUCGACCUCGUACCUGCCGCUGGGGUGGGAUGCCGCGUAUUCGAGUUACGCGCACAACAAACACGAGGUGGCGCUGGGCCAGCACGGCGCUGUGUACGGCACCCAGGGCAGCGUCGAGACGCACCAGUACUCGGUGACUUCGCACAAGCGGUCCCUGGCCGGGGGCACGGACGCCGCCGAGGGCCACCAGGAGCGCGUGCACGCGCAGGGCGGCAUCCCGGGCGUCUUCUUCAACUACGACAUCUCGCCGAUGAAAGUCAUCAACCGCGAGGCCCGUCCCAAGACCUUCACCGGCUUCUUGACGGGCGUGUGUGCCGUCAUCGGCGGAACCCUGACCGUGGCGGCUGCCAUAGAUCGGUUCUUGUACGAGGGGUCAUUGAGGGUUAAGAAACUUCACUCGAAUUAG
Molecule: messenger RNA, 1314 nt
Organism: Rasamsonia emersonii CBS 393.64
Lineage: Eukaryota; Fungi; Ascomycota; Eurotiomycetes; Eurotiales; Trichocomaceae
Product: COPII-coated vesicle membrane protein Erv46
Exons: 3
Coding region: 1-1314 (437 amino acids)
Biological process (GO): endoplasmic reticulum to Golgi vesicle-mediated transport; retrograde vesicle-mediated transport, Golgi to endoplasmic reticulum
Cellular component (GO): endoplasmic reticulum membrane; Golgi membrane; endoplasmic reticulum
Source: RefSeq, a predicted model, not a curated record